This is a messenger RNA of Macroventuria anomochaeta, 713 nucleotides long. Its product is annotated as HET-domain-containing protein. The record is from RefSeq and is a predicted model, not a curated record. The annotation marks the transcript as partial. The transcript has a single exon. NCBI's taxonomy places the organism in Eukaryota, Fungi, Ascomycota, Dothideomycetes, Pleosporales, Didymellaceae.
AUUCGAAUCUUGACUGUGUACCCGUCAGCUAAAGAAGAUGCAACGCUUGAAGCCAGCCUGUACGUAGCCGACCUCAAGCCCCUAUCACCAUCCUACGAAGCACUGUCAUACGUAUGGGGAGAUUCGUUAGAGGCCACUUCCUUGCUAAUUCAAGGAUAUCAUCUCCCAAUAACGGACAACUCGUUCAGCGCUCUACGUCGAAUACAGCAUCAAUAUAAUCUCCGAGAUCUGUGGGUGGAUGCUGUCUGCACCGAUCAGUCAAGCUCAAGCGACAAGAACGAUCAGGUCAACCGCAUGUAUCAGAUUUACUCGCGGGCCAAGAAUACGAUCAUUUGCCUUGGUGAGUUGGAUGAUGACACCGACCGCGCGAUGGACCGUAUAGAGGGCAUGGGAGGAGGAGAGAAUAGUUAUCUUUAUGAUUAUGCGCCAAACGAGGAAGAGAUGCGUCGGAUCAAGACGGUCUUGGAGAGGCCAUGGUGGAGUCGUGUGUGGACAAUGCAGGGAAGUCUGGUGUUCGCAAGCGGUCUGUUGCAGUGUUUGCCAGCGGUCCGUUGCAGUAUUUGCUACCGGUCCGCUGCACUGAUUGUCCAGCUCAUUCGGUUAGCUCGGGUUUGCUUCCAUACCCGUUGACGGCUAUUCCCUUCUACUAUAUAGUCCCGAUCGAUCCUUGCCAUAGCUCAAAAAGAUCAAUCAAUACUCUCAACCCUUCCACA